Raphanus sativus (radish) is the source of this 1067-nucleotide messenger RNA. RefSeq lists its product as uncharacterized. The transcript is spliced from 2 exons. The record is from RefSeq and is a predicted model, not a curated record. Bases 73 to 849 code for a protein of 258 amino acids. NCBI's taxonomy places the organism in Eukaryota, Viridiplantae, Streptophyta, Magnoliopsida, Brassicales, Brassicaceae.
GAAAGGAAAGCAGAGGAAAACAAGAACUCUUAAGAACCAUACAGUUCAUUUUCUUCUUCUUGCUACCUGUUAAUGGCGUCUGAAGAGAGUAUUAUGAUCAACUCUUCUUCAUUACUAGAAGAAGAGAACGAAGAUACUGAUGAUGGGUUUCAUUACCAGACAAGGCAAAGCAGUUUGUCUAGGUUAUCUAUUUGCACGAGCUCCUUCCAUGAUGAAGAUGAAGAUAACUUCACAAACCAGCCUUCCCAAUUGGGUAACUUCAUCUCUGAACUGUCUUUGGAGAGCUUCGACGACGUCGACGUGGGAGCCGAGGCGGACGGAGAAAUCUCCGAUGACGGUGAAGAUUCGGAUUCCGAUAAGGAACUUCCCGGCUUCUACUCUCUCCCUAUGAUCAUGUCUCGCCGGAGAAGCGAAGUCACUCUUAACGUCGAUGGCAGUAAGUGUAAUUUAGCUAAGCAAAAAAGGGUGUUAAGAGAAAAGAGUAGAAGAGGGAACCAGUACGGUCACGGCUUUAACGGUGUGGAGAGAGAAAGCGACGGAGUCGGAAACCGUUACAGCGGAGGAGGGGAAGGAGGGCUGACGGUGUUAACAAAUGCGAAAGGAGGAAAGAAGUCGAUGAUGAUGGGUUUUGAAGAAGUGAAGGCUUGUAGAGACCUCGGGUUCGAUGUGGAAGUUCCAGAACGGGUUUCGGUAUCCGCCGGGUCAAACCGGGAGACUCAGACUAGUAGUGGCGGCAACUCUCCGAUUGCCAACUGGCGUAUCUCAAGUCCUGGAGAUGAUCCGAAGGAGGUUAAGGCGAGACUUAAGAUGUGGGCACAAGCAGUAGCUUUAGCUUCUGCGUCACGUUAAGCUUCUUAUGUUAGGGUUUGUCGCAUAGUCUUACGAGUUACUACGAGUUUUUCUUGAAAUAGUAACUCUUUCUACUCGGUUUGUAUAUAUGAAAAUACUGUAUUGUUUCGUUCAAUGUUGAAAAGAGUUACACAAUGACUUAUAUCAUUCUCUGUUAUUAUACUUCUAAGGUCUGUGUUCUGUAGUGUGGAAAGAGAUCCGAAUAUGGAAUUUCAACA